This is a messenger RNA of Ziziphus jujuba (common jujube), 1882 nucleotides long. Its product is annotated as pentatricopeptide repeat-containing protein At2g20710, mitochondrial. Gene Ontology annotation, cellular component: mitochondrion. Lineage: Eukaryota; Viridiplantae; Streptophyta; Magnoliopsida; Rosales; Rhamnaceae. The record is from RefSeq and is a predicted model, not a curated record. Gene Ontology annotation, molecular function: protein binding. Bases 255 to 1751 code for a protein of 498 amino acids. The transcript is spliced from 2 exons.
UUUAUACCCUUGUAUAAAUAAUGAUAAGUUGGAUUAUAUUAUAUCUCUCAUUCAAAAGUUGUAUACAAAUUGUUGUUAAUAAAGGUUAAUACGAAAUGAUAAAAUAGAUUAAAAUUAUUAAAAAAAAAAAAUUGCAUAAAAAUGGAUGAAGUUGAAAUAAAAAAGGACUCGGCGUCCCUGAGAUUUGGGACAGCCAAAAAUAGAAAUGCGUUGAAAAACGUCGUCGUGGGGAGAGCUCGUCGAAGAAGAAGACGAUGAAGGUUUUCAACCUGAAGAAUUUCUUCAGCAGCCAUUUUCGUUCACCGAGAAGCUUGUUGAGCUACUACUCAACAUCCCCAAGAAGUUCCUGGAAAGAGCCAGUGCAAGUUCUGUACGGUAAGAUUUCCCCAAUCGGAAAUCCAAAGGUCUCCGUCGUUCCCAUUCUCGAUAAGUGGGUAGAGGAUGGCCCAUAUGUUGAAAGUACUGGUCUCCUCGAUAUCAUCAAGGAGCUCAGGUAUUACAGACGCUAUAACCACGCUCUUGAGAUAUCUAUGUGGAUGAAAGACAAAAGACGCUACCAGCUUACAUACGAUGAUGUUGCCAUUCGGUUGGACCUGAUUGCCAGAGUUCAUGGCAUACAGCAAGCUGAGAAUUAUUUUAACAUCAUUCCGACACAAUUAAAAUACCUCGAGGUUUACAACUCUCUCCUGAAUUGUUAUGCUCGUGCGGAACUAGUGGAGAAAGCAGAGGCCCUUAUGCAGCAGAUGAAGGAUAUGGGGUUAGCAACAUCGAUACUGACAUAUAACAUUUUGCUUCAUCUGUAUUAUAAAACAGGAGGUUAUGAAAAAUUGGAGAAUCUCUUGCAUGAGAUGGAAGAGAAGGGCAUUGGCCAUGAUGGAAGUACGUAUGCCACUCAGAUCAGUGCACAUGCAGCUAAUUCGGAUGUGGAGGGAAUUGAUGAGAUUCUGACGAGGAUGGAAACUGACCCAGAAGUUGUGGAUUGGUAUGCUUAUUCAGCUGCAGCAAACAGAUGUAUAAAAGCUGGGCUUGUGGAUAAAGCUUUGUCAAUGUUAAAGAAAUCAGAAGAACUGAUAUUAACUGCUACGAGAAAGUCUGCAGCCUUUGAAUACAUUCUCACACAAUACGCUACAAUAGGGAAGAAAGAUGAGGUAUUAAGAUUAUGGGAACUUUACAAUAAGCAUCAUAAAGUGUAUAAUCAGGGAUAUAUAAGCGUGAUAACCUCGCUUUUGAAGUUUGAUGACAUUGAAAGCGCUGAGAAAAUCUUUGAGGAGUGGGAAUCCAGGAAGUUAAGCUACGAUGUUCGCAUCCCAAAGUUCUUAAUUAGUGCUUGUUGCAGAAAAGGGCAUUUGGAAAAGGCCGAACGCCUUUUACGCCGGGUGAUGGAGAAGGGGGGAAAACCAGAUGCAAAGAUAUGGCGUUGUUUGGCAUCGGGGUAUUUUAAACAUAACCAAACGCAGAAGGCCAUUGAAGCUACAAAACAAGAAAUUUCUGUUGCCAUGUCAUCCUCCUUUUGGAGGCCGAGCAAGUCCCAUUUGGCUGCUUCUCUGGAUUACUUGAAAGGAAAAGGAGAUUUGGAGAGAGCAGAAGAAAUUAUUAGACUAUUAAGGGAUAAGGGUUUUGUAUCCGAGGAUAUUCAUGAGAGAUUGUUGGAUUAUAUUAAAGAUGGGGAAUCAAAGUCACCAUUGUCGCUAUUAGGAAUUUUAAAUAAUUCUAGGGAUGCAGAUGAAGAAAAUUCUCAUCACUCUGCAUAAUUCCAAAUAUUCUUUUUCUUUGUUUCUUUUUUUUGGUGGUACAUAAUUCCUCAUGUUCUUGAUAAGAUUGUUUCUGCUAUUAUGUGUCUUUUGGGUGGUAACAAUAUCUUGAAAAUCUGCUCUUGCCUUCA